UCGUCAACGGCAUACGGCAAUCAUUUCCCUUAUACAUUUUCGAUGAGUGAACCGACCGUAGUCGACAAGUACAUAAUAUUAUAAUAAAUAACAUUUAAAAAAUACAAUUUGUUAUCAAUCGCCCUGGGACUGAUCCGGGACAACAUGCCGUUCUACAAGGACGACGAACCGCACUUCAAGUACUCGUACGAAACCAGUCAUGUGGUGUACGGCGACGACAACAGUAGCCAGAGCGGCAACCCCAACAGCGGGGACGACGACGAAGACGACGACGGCGGUCCCAACGCCUGGGACACGGAGACGGCGGGCAACAGCGACACGAGCAGCGGCAGCACAAGUGGUUCCAAGUCGGUAGACUCCACGGGCAAGGGCAAAGAACGCGGCGCGGGCCGGGGCAAGUGGUUCAAGAAAUUGCGGAUGAUCUUCGACCGGCUGCAGGUGGACGAGAAAAAGGAGAAACCGAGAAAAAAGGUCAAGUCCAUCCUCCGGCCACCCGUCCAAUACACUUACGUCGUCGGUAUGUCUGGCAUCACGUCCAGAGUACCCGUCUUCAGAAUGUGAGCUCGGCCUGCUGUUCUAUCGCCUUUUCUUUGGAACACCAUCGGACCCCGUCUACCAGAUAAAUACCGUCAUUGCGUCAACAGGAACUUCAUAACGUCACAGGCAACAAUCGAUUCGCAUAAACAUCCCGAACACAGUAUAGUUCAUCAUAAGCAAUUUGUCAUUUCGUAGCAGGUUAACAAUUCGCACACUAGUGGUAAUUAAUAAUUAAUAAAAUUAAUCACCCUAAAUUAUUCUAAAAACCGUAUAUUCUUAAUUAAUUAAUAUUAUAUCCACUCGACAGUGAUUUAAAUUUUACUCUCCAAUUUAUCUAAGCGUCACCUAAUAUUCUAUAUAGUGUUUAGUUGAACAUCUAGAUUUUAGUGUAGAUUAUUGACUUUAGAUGAUGAUUUCAACAGUGUGAUACCAGUUUAAUUUUCAAAAUAAUAACAUAGUACCUAUAAGUAAAUAGGAGACAUGAUUAAUGGUAUUUUCUUAAGGUACUACUUUAUUAACUAACUAAUUAUUAUAAAGUUAAUUUAUAUAUUAUAUAUUAUAUAUAC
Adelges cooleyi (spruce gall adelgid) is the source of this 1103-nucleotide messenger RNA. RefSeq lists its product as uncharacterized. The transcript has a single exon. The record is from RefSeq and is a predicted model, not a curated record. Bases 145 to 561 code for a protein of 138 amino acids. NCBI's taxonomy places the organism in Eukaryota, Metazoa, Arthropoda, Insecta, Hemiptera, Adelgidae.